This is a messenger RNA of Penicillium griseofulvum, 1641 nucleotides long. Its product is annotated as putative Na/H antiporter. The transcript has 5 exons. The record is from RefSeq and is a predicted model, not a curated record. Lineage: Eukaryota; Fungi; Ascomycota; Eurotiomycetes; Eurotiales; Aspergillaceae. Gene Ontology annotation, cellular component: plasma membrane. Gene Ontology annotation, biological process: sodium ion export across plasma membrane; regulation of membrane potential; proton export across plasma membrane. The coding region runs from base 1 to 1641 and encodes 546 amino acids. Gene Ontology annotation, molecular function: sodium:proton antiporter activity.
AUGCCGACACUCGCCUUGAUUAACUUCAAUAUCGUCUGCGCGACGCUUGGAGGUUUUAUUUCCCUCUUCGGACUAGUAUCCUACCUUUGCAAGGAGAAGUUCUACCUAUCCGAAGCAUUAAUCUCCCUACUAGCCGGAGUAUUAUUCUCUCCUCAUGCAGCCAAUUUCAUCAGACCAGAUGACUAUGCACUACACUCAGAAGAAAAUCUAGAGGCAAUCACAUUGCACUUUACCCGUCUAGUGCUAGGCGUGCAGCUAGUUCUAGCCGGAGUCCAACUCCCAAAGCGGUAUCUACAGAUCGAAUGGCGGAGCUUAGGGCUACUCCUCGGACCAGGCAUGGCUGCCAUGUGGAUGUGCAGUAGCCUAGUGACCUGGGCCAUGGUUCCAAACUUGAAGUUUCUCCAUGCGCUGAUUAUCGGGGCAUGCGUCACCCCAACCGACCCCGUUCUGUCUAACUCCAUUGUCAAGGGCAAGUUUGCAGAUAAGCAUGUUCCCCGUGAGCUGCAGAGGAUUAUUAUCGCUGAGUCUGGUGCCAAUGAUGGCCUUGGUUACCCGUUCCUUUUCUUUGCGGUUUAUCUUGUCCAGUAUACUGGGAUGGCAAGCGAGAGCUAUAGUGGUGGUGCAGGGAAGGCGAUGGCAUUAUGGUUCUAUGAGACCUGGGUAUACACUAUUAUUCUGAGUGUGGUCUAUGGAACUGUGGUUGGUUGGAUUGCGAGGAAGUUGUUGCACUGGGCGGAGGAGAAGCGCUAUGUUGACCGGGAGAGCUUUUUGGUGUUUGCCAUUGCUCUUGCACUAUUCAUCGUAGGAACCUGUGGUCUGAUUGGGACAGAUGAUCUUCUUGCCUGUUUCAUUGCUGGAAAUGUAUUCACGCAAGAUGACUGGUUCCGACUUGAAACCAUGGACGAUUCCCUCCAACCGACAAUCGACAUGCUUCUCAACCUGUCUGUGUUCAUGUGGUUCGGAGCGGUCUGCCCAUGGUCAUCCUUCCUGCACAACGAAGUGAUUCCAAUCCAUCGGCUCAUCUUCCUGGGAAUCUUGAUUCUCCUAGUUCGCCGUCUCCCGAUUGUCUUCGCCAUGCACAAAUGGAUUCCUCAAAUUGAGCUUGUCUCCCAGGCUGCAUUCGUCGGCUUCUUUGGUCCUAUCGGAGUAGGCGCCAUCUUCUACUUAUCAGUCUGCCUUGAAUUCCUACGCAAGAUUCAAGUCAACGGUGAAGUCUCAGAGGACAUAAAGCACAUCAUGGAGACCGUCCAGGUCGUGGUUGUGCAUGGACUCUCAGUCCCCAUUGGAAAGGCCGGCUAUAACCUCCCGGCAACUAUUUCCAACGUCAUUAGCACUAGCGCAUACGAGGAGCGCGAACCGGUCCCCAUAUCAAAUACCAGCCACACGCACAGCACGGCCACACCUCUCACAACAGGGGAGGAUGCGAGUUACCGUAGCCGCAAGCGUGGAUUCCGGAAUGCAAACAUUCGCCCAUUCUUUGGCAUUGGUGGUUCGGUGAUCCGUCCUCGUUCGCCAUCCCACCAGCCCGGCGUGGGUCAGGAUGAUGAGCCGGAAAGACCUGUUCACCUGGUUCAGCCCGAACCAGAGAGAUCAGUUCACGUCGUCAUCGAUCAGACUAGAAGUGGGGAUAACAAGCCCUAG